Molecule: messenger RNA, 2757 nt
Organism: Nilaparvata lugens (brown planthopper)
Lineage: Eukaryota; Metazoa; Arthropoda; Insecta; Hemiptera; Delphacidae
Gene: Fs
Product: follistatin-A
Exons: 7
Coding region: 142-1350 (402 amino acids)
Biological process (GO): anatomical structure development
Molecular function (GO): collagen binding; protein binding; calcium ion binding
Source: RefSeq, a predicted model, not a curated record
GGAGUAGUUUUUGGACCAGUUGCGUUCUCCGUGGUCCGGUGCUAAGGUGCAAUAACAAACAAGUAGUGGUGCUGCUCCGCUGACACAUCGCCGUGACGCGUGAUGGGGUCAUAAUAUUAGCACGUGGGCCUUCAUGACAGUAUGAAAACUCUGUCCUUCCAAACUCUGGCUUUGAUUUACCUCCUGACUACCUCAGGCGUCCUAGGGGGCAUCUGUUGGUCAGCGAUGGUGCGUAACGGUAGAUGCACAGAGCUGCUGGCGGAGAAGGUGAGCCGUGACGAGUGCUGUGGGGUGGGAGCGGGUGCGGGGGCGGGGGUGGCAGUGGGGGCAGUGGGCAGUGGAGGCGGCAACAGUUUGGCUGCCUUCAGUGAGGAGGACCUCGACUCGGGCACACUCUUCUUCUGGCGAAUGCUCGGGGGCGGAGUACCCUGUUCGCCUUGCAAGGAAAGCUGUGCCGGCGUGAAGUGCGGAGAGGGCAAACGGUGCGCAAUCAGGAAGGGCCAACCGCGUUGUGUGUGCGCGCCCAACUGCAGGGCGGAGAGGCAAAAGGACAAGGCCAAGGGCUUGGGGGGGCGUGCUUCGCGGGGGCCCGUUUGCGGCACGGACGGCCGAUCGUAUCGCACCGUCUGCCGUCUGCGCAAGCGGGCAUGCAGACGCCAUUCCACUAGUCUACAGGUCGCCUACUACGGGCUCUGCCAAACCAUCAAUAUUUGGAAUCAGAUCUCUAAAAGUUCUGCAGGCUCGUGCGACCGAAUCAAGUGCCCGGACGGCAAGUUCUGCAUCCUCGACCAGAACCUGAGUCCGCACUGCGUGCACUGUGACCGGCGGUGUGCCCCUGCGGGAGGGUCGGGCGCCCCUGGCCCCCUUGGCCCCCUGGGGGCACUCGGCCCCCUGGGCGCCGGCCCCUCACACGGCCCCGUCUGCGGCGUGAAUGGCGUCACCUAUGACAGCACCUGUCACCUGAGGCAAGCCGCAUGCUACUCCAGCAAGGCCAUUCCCGUCGCCUACCGUGGCAAGUGUAAACGAGGCAUGACGUGCAGCAUGAUCAAGUGCCAGGACAAGCAGACGUGCGUGACGGAUGCGGCAAGCGGCGCACCGCGCUGCGUGACGUGCAGCUACCGCUGUCCGAAGCCGCCACGACAGCAUGCAAGCACGAGCACGCGUGCAGCGCUCAUCUGCGGCUCCAACAACCGCACCUACCACUCCUGGUGUCACAUGCUCAAGGACUCAUGCGCCACCGGCUACGUCAUUGAGACCAAGCAUGCCGGAUCCUGCAAUCUGUCUGCUGGCAACUCCAACGUUAAGGCUGUGAUGAAUACGGUACUUGAUCAUAGUAAGUUAUUCUCAUAGCCCUUCUCUGCAGCACCUAUAACCAUCUGAUUCCUGAUUGAAAAUGUCCCUGAUCCUGAUACAACACAUUACGACUACAUGUGAAUCUGAUUUCCUCUGCUGAAAUUCUAUUUCACAAAUCUACUUGAAUUAUUGUAUAUUCCUAGUUGAAAAUCAAAAUCUAAAUCAAUAGACAUUCAAUAGUUCAUUCAUAGUUGACGAAUUUCUUAUCCAUAAGUGUUUGUAGAAUACUGUAUAUCUCUGCAGUAUUUAUAAGGUACUGUACAUAGAUUAUACCGUACAAGUCAUGUUUCAUGAGUGCUCUAUUCAUUAUGAUGAGUUACAUAGAGCAUAAAAGAUAUGAAAUUACAAUCACUCUAUACUUCAUUGACUUGAACAUUCUCAGUGUUCAAAAUCUCCUAUUAUAAUAAAAAUAGUCCAUCUCUAAUUAUGCAAGCCUAACGAGAAUUCAAACCACUAAAGUAGAUUUAGAUUAAAAAAUGCAACCGUUGUAUGUUGUACUUAGUUGAUGUUGUAUGUCCACAUUGUAUACUAUGUAAGUACAUGUAGUUUAUUGAAUAUUACUUGAUCAAUUGAUGUUAAAUUAUGUCAGAGCGCAUAAUGUUCAACUAAAAGUAAAUUAACGUUAAUGUAUAUGUGUAAAUUAAGUUGUAUACUAGUGAGUGUUUCUGUGUGUGGAUGUAUUCGAGUGAGUUGGAGCAACACCAAAUGUAGAAAAUAUCUGAAACUGUCUAAUCAAAGAUGGAGAACUGCGCGUCACUUAUUUGUGAAUAUCUGCCGCAUUUUAGAGAAUCUUCAAAUUGAGAGAAUUAUCUACUGUUGUAUAUGGCACUGACACAGUCCUCUGGUUUGUGAGAACAGUUUUGGGCCUAAUCAGUUUUUACAAUAAUCUUAAUUCUAAUAAACAAUCUGAGCAUACAGAUAAUCCAAAUAAAAAUACUAGUAUAAUCAAAUUAAAAAAUAAUCAUAAUCUGCCUGAAAGUGUGUUCCUUUCGUCAAUUACAGGCAACAAGCUGAAAAUAUUGUACUGCGAAUGAUUAAGUCAACCUCAGUUCGAAUCCAUUGCCAAUUUAAAUCAACUCUCAUCGUGUUAAAUAAUUCAGAAAUAUUAUUUGCUUACCCAUUUUUGUUGUUAUAAAAUGAAGAGUGCAUUUUGAAUUAUUGUUGAACACAGUUUUAGUAUACUUUUUAUCACUCUUAUGGUACCUAUCUAUCUCACAAUAAGACCAGCGAAAACCUGCGCCUUUCUCUGUUUCUCUGACUUGCACAAUAUAACAAUGGAUAAUGUUUUACAAUAAUCAAAAAAUCAUAAACUUGAACUUCAUAACAACUUAAUUAUUGUACCGUAUAAUUAUUAUUGAAACUUCUGUCUAGGAAUACGAAAUCAUUUAUUAUAAUUUGAUUGGU